This is a messenger RNA of Entrophospora candida, 1002 nucleotides long. The record is from the annotation of a GenBank genome assembly. Lineage: Eukaryota; Fungi; Glomeromycota; Glomeromycetes; Entrophosporales; Entrophosporaceae.
AUGAUCAGGCCAGCCUUAAAUCUUCAAUUGAAUACUCCCAAUUUACCAGUGCAUACACAACCACGAGCUGAUCAAAGAAUUGUUCAACAAUCAAAAAAUAAUGAUAACAUCACCAACAUCAAUAUUGCUAUUCCAAACCAUAAUCAAUCUACAUCAAGAACAAUUUCUUCGCCUGUUGCUCAAAUCAAUCCAUCAACUCUAAAAAAUGAAAACGAUAAUAACAAUUCAUCAAAUGGUGAUACAAUUGAGACAAUUAAACCAGAAGAAGCUGCUGCUAUUCUUGAUGUUAUUAGAGAACUUGAUGCUAGGGCCCGUAAAAAAAGAAUUCAAUGCCCUGAAAUUACCUAUCUUACUGAUGAAGAAAAAGCAAUAAUUCAUGAAAAAUUAGAUUUAUUAAAACCAAUGUUCAAUGUAGUUGACAAAGUACUUCCUUACUUUUAUUACUAUACCAAAUCUCAACCUGGCACACAGCGACUUCUCAUCAUGAAAUAUAUGAUUGAUGACCAAUUAAAAGCAUUGCCCGGUAAAUACUUGCUUUCAUUGAAAGCAGUAGAUUGUUUUUUGGUACAAUUCAGCAAAUAUUUUGUAUUUGUUGAAGCUAGGCGAAAAAGCACAAGCAAUUUUGUCACUACAAAUGUUCAAAAUCAAAUAAUACCUCUUAUGACCAAGAUAGCCAUUCCAUCAACCCUUCUAACUCCAAAGCAUUCUUCUGAUCUUACUAUUAAUAUUAAUAUGAUGAAGCGUAAUCUUGAAAAUCAAAAUGAACAACAGGAAGGUAGCCCUUUAUCUUCACAUGGUAAUUACAAUUCAAGCAAAAAGAGGAUAUUGGAGAGUCGUGUUUCUGUUAAGGAUGGAAUCAACAAUAAUAGUAGUGGUGGUAAUAACGUUAAUACCGAUAUCAAUGUCGAUUUUGAAUGUGACGAAACAACAAACUUACCUAAAGAUUAUGUUAAGGAAGCAAAAUUUGAUGAAUCACUAAAAAAACACGAAAUUGGCAGUUAA